This is a messenger RNA of Mucor velutinosus, 3297 nucleotides long. RefSeq names its product Sir2 histone deacetylase Hst2 (gene HST2). Bases 1 to 3297 code for a protein of 1098 amino acids. Gene Ontology annotation, molecular function: small GTPase binding; nuclear import signal receptor activity. Gene Ontology annotation, biological process: protein import into nucleus. NCBI's taxonomy places the organism in Eukaryota, Fungi, Mucoromycota, Mucoromycetes, Mucorales, Mucoraceae. The record is from RefSeq and is a predicted model, not a curated record. Gene Ontology annotation, cellular component: cytoplasm; nucleus. The transcript is spliced from 7 exons.
AUGGCACAAGCACCUGUUUCAGCUGAUGUUCUUCAACAGUUAGCCCCUGUUCUCACCAGUCUUUUAUCGUCUGACAACAACCAAAGAGCUUCCGCUGAAGCACAGUUGAACGAUAAUUGGGUUGCUCAACAGCCUGAUCUGUUGCUUCUUGGACUCGCUCAGUUUGUUGCUAAUAACAGUGAACUUCAACUUCGCUCUCAUUGUAGUGUUCUCUUGCGUCGUUUAGCUUACAAGCAAUUCACCACAAGCGCCAAUCCCGAUACUCGUCUUUGGGAUAUCGUCCAAGAAUCCACCCGUUUGGGUGUCAAGGAACUCUUGUUGAUUGCACUUGCCAAUGAGACUGAUCAAAGCACUAGACACAAGAUUUCCGACACCAUUGCUGAAGUUGCCAGAUCUGAUUUGAGUGACGGAAACAAGUGGGAUUCUUUGUUGAAGGCCUUGUUUGAGUGCUCUCAAUCUCCCAAUGCUGCUCUCAGAGAGUCAGCUUUCCGCAUCUUUGCAUCCGUUCCUGAGCUCAUUGCUGGUCAACACACUGAUGCCCUCAAGAAUGUCUUUUUGACUAGUUUGACUGAUGCCGAAAGUCAAUCUGUUCGUUUGGAGGCCAUGAAGGCUGCUGCUGCAUACAUCAUUCAAGCUGAUGAAACUGUUCAAAAAAGCUUAGGUGAUUUGAUGCCUCACAUGCUCGAUCCCUUGUCCCCUAUUAUUGCUGCUCGCGAUGAUCAAGUUCUCGUUGAUGCACUUGUGGUUCUUAUCGAGCUGGGUGACACCUGUCCCAAGCUCUUCCGUCCCGUCUUUGCCAACGUCCUGACCGUCAUGGUCUCCAUCGCCAAAGACAAGUCAUUUGACGAUCGUGCUCGUCAUACUGCUCUCGAGCUCUUGUUGACCUUGUCUGAAGCUGCUCCUCCCAUGGCCCGCAAGACCCCCAAUUUUGCCACUGAAAUUAUUCCUGUUGCCAUGGAGAUGAUUACUGAUAUUGAUGAUGAUGAAUCUUGGUACACCACUGACGAUUUGGAAGAGGACGAUAGCGAGGAGAACCAUGUGAUGGGUGAAAGCACUUUGGACAGAAUUGCCCGUACAUUGGGUGGUAAGACUGUUGUACCUGUCGCUUUCCAAUAUAUUCCUCAAAUGCUUCAAUCUGGUGAAUGGCAACAACGUCGUGCUGGUCUUAUGGCCAUUUCCUCUAUCGGUGAAGGUUCCAUCAAGAUCAUGAAGCCUGAACUCUCCAACAUUAUCAACAUGAUUUUGCCUUCUUUCAAGGAUGCUCACCCUCGUGUGCGUUACGCUGCUUGUAACGCUAUCGGUCAAAUGUCCACUGAUUUCUCUCCUUACAUCCAAAAGCACUUUCACGAAACUGUCAUCAGCGCUCUCUUGCCUGUCAUGGAGGAUGCUCAACCUCGUAUUCAAGCCCAUGCUGCUGCUGCCAUGGUCAAUUUCUGUGAGGAAGCUGACAAGAAGAUCUUGGACCCUUACCUUGAUGCUAUCUUUGAGCGUCUCUUGAUCCUCCUCAAGACCUCCAAGACCUAUGUUCAAGAACAAGCCAUCACCACCAUCGCUACUGUCGCUGAUUGUGCUGAAGACCGUUUCAACAAGUACCACAGUGUCAUUAUGCCUCUUUUGCUCGAUAUCCUCCGUCAAGCCAGUGAUAAACAAUACCGUCUUUUGCGUUCUAGAGCCAUUGAGUGUGCUUCUCUCAUCGGUCUUGCUAUUGGAAAGGACGUCUUUGCACCUUAUACUGCCGACUUUAUCAACAUCCUCGCUGAAAUCCAACAAUCUGUCACUGAUGCUGAUGAUGUACAAACCACCUACCUUUUGGCCGCCUGGGCUCGUAUGUGUAAGAUGAUGGGUCAAGACUUCUUGCCCUAUCUCCCCAACAUCAUGCCUCCUCUUUUGCAAUCUGCCAAGCUUACCCCUGAAUUCACUUUUGUGGAUCCUGAGGAAGAGGAUGUCGAUUCCAAGUACCCUACUGACGACGGCUGGGAGUUUGUCGGCAUCAACGGUCAACAAAUCGGUAUCAAGACCUCUGUUCUGGAAGAAAAGCACACUGCUAUCGAGAUGCUCGUCUCUUACGCUCGUGAUUUGGGAGCUGGUUUCUUGCCUUAUGUCGCUCAAGUGCUCGAGAUUGCCUUGCCUUUGUUAAAGUUCUACUUCCACGAUGGUGUCAGACAUGCCGCUGCUGCUCUUAUUCCCGUUCUCCUCAAAGAUGCCAAGGAUGCCAACGUUGCUCCUGGUGAACUCGCCAACAUGUGGAACACCAUCUUUGAGAAGCUCGCUAAAAUUAUGACCAUUGAAGACGAUAUCACUUUCUUGGCUCAAACCUAUGCCACUUUCUCUGAAUGUUUGGAUGUUUUGGGUGAACACUGUCUCCAACCUGCUCAAAUCGAGAGCUUUGUCAAGGGCACUGAAGAACAAUUAACCAAGUUCUUGGAACGUUUGACUGAGCGUGAACAAGAAAAGCAAGCUGGCGAGUACGAUGCUGAGGAUGAAGAGCAACUCGCUGAUGAAGAGGCCACCGAGGAGGAUGCCUUGAGCGAAUUAGCCCGUGCUAUGCAAUCUCUGUUCAAGGCUCUCGGUCCCAACUUUUUGCCUUACUUUGACAAGAUGUUGCCCUUGAUUGUCCAAUUCUUAUCUCAUCCCAAUAACGCUGCUCGUCAAUGGGCUAUUUGCGUGUUUGAUGAUCUCGUAGAAUUCACUGGACCCGCCUCCUUCAAUUACUCCAACUACUUUUUGCAGGCAAUGGUUGCUGGUGUCUCUGACAAAGCUACUGAAGUUCGCCAAGCCUCUGCUUAUGGUGUCGGUAUCAUGGGCCAAUUCGGUGGUCCUCAAUACGCUGAUGCUUGUGCUGCCGCUUUGGAACAUUUGUUUGCUCUAAUCAACGCUCCCGAUGCCCGUGAAGAUGGCACUGUCUACGUUACUGAAAAUGCUAUCUCUGCCAUUGCCAAGAUUUGUAAAUUCAACAGCUCCAAGUUCCAAUUAGAGCCUGUGUUGGCUGCAUGGUUUGCUACCUUACCCAUCUUAAACGACGAUCAAGAAGCACCUAUUGUAUACACUUACUUGCUUGAUCUCUUGGAAGCCAACCAUCCUAGUAUCUUGGGUCCCAACAAUGCUAACAUCCCUCAACUCGUCAAGAUCUUCACUGAAGUAUUGGCUGCUGAUAUCUUAUCUCCUGAAUUAGCUGCUCGUAUGGUGAAUCAUUUAAAAGUGAUCUUGGGUGGCCUGGAUGAAAACACUCGCAAUCAAUUAUGGAACGCUAUUUCUGUCGAAACAAGAACCAUCCUUCAAAAGAAGGGUUAUGUAUAA